AUGUGGCCGAGAGACGUUGGUAUCAAAGCGAUAGAGAUAUACUUUCCUGCCCAGUAUGUCGAGCAAACGGAGUUGGAACAGUUUGACGGUGUGUCCGCUGGCAAAUACACUAUUGGCUUGGGCCAAUAUAGGAUGGGUUUCUGCAAUGACCGCGAGGACAUCAACUCUUUGUGCUUGACGGUUGUGCACCGGUUAAUGGACAGGUAUGACAUAAAGCCAGAGGACAUUGGACGAUUGGAAGUUGGGACUGAGACCAUAAUAGACAAGAGCAAGUCAGUUAAGUCUGUCCUCAUGCAACUGUUUGAACCGUAUAACUGCACAGAUGUGGAAGGAACGGACACAACCAACGCUUGCUAUGGAGGUACUGCUGCUCUUUUAAAUGCCGUGUCUUGGGUAGAAAGCAGUGCUUGGGACGGCCGGUUGGCUUUAGUCGUGGCUGGUGACAAUGCUGUGUACUCUCCUGGAAGUGCUAGACCAACUGGAGGCGCUGGGGCCAUGGCAAUGUUAAUCGGACCAAAUGCACCUUUAAUAAUCGACCGUGGAGUAAGGGCAUCGUGCAUGAAACACGUGUACGACUUUUACAAGCCAAACUUAAAGUCUGAGUAUCCCACUGUCGAUGGGAGACUAUCGGUUGAGUGUUACCUUAACGCACUGGAUACUUGCUACCAGACUUAUUGUAAAAAAGUAAAGAACAAGUAUAACUAUGACGUGACUCUGAAUAGCUUUAAUGCAUUUCUAUUUCAUUCUCCAUACUGUAAGUUAGUGCAGAAGUCAUUCGCCAGAUUAGCUUUCAUUGAUUUCUUGAAUACAUCUAAAGAAGAAGUAUCUGAAAAGCAUCCAGAGUUGGUGCAGUUUCACGAUAUUAAAGUUGAAGACACUUAUUCUAAUAAAGACAUUGAGAAGACAUUUGUAAAUUUGAGUAAACCAGACUUUCUACAAAAGACGCAACCUUCUUUAAUGAUAGCAAAUCAAGUAGGAAAUAUGUACACUCCGUCUGUAUAUACUGGAUUAGCUUCUUUACUAAUUAAUAAACCCAUAAAGGAAUUGGCAGGCACUAAAAUAGGAAUAUUUUCAUAUGGUUCAGGACUCUGUUCUACUAUGUAUUCGUUAACGAUAACAAAAGAAUGUAAUGAAAAAUCAGACUUAAUGAAAAUUGUCUCCUCACUUUCUUAUAUUAAAAAGGAGCUUGAUGCUCGCCAAAAGAUUUCCCCAGAAGAUUAUACAAAGAUAUUGGAAUGGCGUGAACAGAAUUGUCACACAGUGCCAUUUAGCCCGCAAAGUAGUAUUAAAAAUAUGUUUCCUGGAUCUUACUAUCUUGUACAAGUGGAUGAAAAAUAUAGAAGAACUUACAACAGAGUAUAAAACUUUUGUCAGUUCUUAAUUUUAAUUUAAAGUUUAACGAACAAACUGUUUGGGGUAUUUUCAAUUCUCUAAUCAAAAUUACAAUGGUGCAUGAUUAUGUAUAUAAUUUAAAAAAUAAAUUAAUAACUAGGAUAUAAAAUAUAUUUUUAUUAAACAAAAAUUUUCUUAGUGUGCACUGAAUAUUAUGAAAUGUAAACUUUUAAUUUUUUAAUCUGUUUAUAAAUAUAAAUUCACAGAUCCAAAUUAUAUAGAUAUAUAAUAGACAGAUAUCAUAUCAAUCAUUUUCAGAACAAUACUUUUGUUUAUAUAUUUAUUUAUUAUGUACAGUUUCUAAUAUAUCUAUUACGCAAUUCUAUAUCUUUUUUAAUUGAAGAUAACAAAGUUAUAAUUAUUGCUUUUCAUCAUGUUGGAAAUAAUAAUUUAAAAAAAAUUUUUAAAUAUAUUUUUAAUGCAUUUUUGUCGAUUAUUAGUUUGUGAAUUAUGUGAAUAUUUAAAGAAAAUAAUAAAGAAUUGGACAUGGUUUUUACAUAUAUGUAUAUAUAAAAAGUGCCUUAACAAUAAAUUUUUUUAACUCCUUGAUAUUUAGUUUUUUGCUUGAACAUACUGAAUAAUUCAUUAUUCUGAUUUAUGACAAGUCAGAAUGUCAAUGAUGUAAACAUAAUAUUAUUCAAGUGUAUAUAUUCAUAUGUACAUAGAAUAUAAUAUAUUAAAAAUGAAGCAGUUUGUACGUAAAAUAAUUAAUCAAUAAUUUUGUUAUUUAUGUUUUGCAUAUUGAUAAGUCAAUUGACACGUUAAUUAUAAAAUGUUCAAAUUUUUUAUAUAUUUUGUUAAAAAAAGAAAAUAUUUGUAAAGUGAUGUAUUGCAAUUUACCAACAGAUAUUUGUCUUGUAAUGUUUAUAUAUGAAUGUUAAUAAAUAAUAUAAAUGUAAUAUAUUGUUCAACUAAUAUUUUCUUAAAUAUGUUUCUUUAUUUUGAUUAUUAAUUGACAAUAAACGAAUGUGAAGUACAUUACUUAUAUUUUAUUUUAAUAAUUUAAAGUUACAACAAUGUUAGAAAAAUAGUAGAAUAGCAAUUUUUUAUUUAGAAAAAUAUGUUAAUCAUUUGUUUCUUUUGAGAUUCAUAAAAAAUAAAUACGAGCAUUUACUUCUGUUACAUUUAUAUAUAGUUGAACUGUAUAAUUGUGAUAGAGUAUUAUAAAAUAUAAAACGUUUAUAUUUACAAAUCUAUACAUUUAAAAUCUCUUAGGAGAUUCAUCUCCACUCAAUCUUAAGUUUCCAGCAAAACUGUAGAUGUAAAUUUUUAGAUUAAUACAAAUCUAUGGUGACUUCUUUUUUCAUACUUAAGCGAUCAUAAAAUAUUGGUUUAGUAUUAUGAUCAGUUUUGUUCUGUCAUUAUGAUGUAACUAACUUUUUUAAUAUCACAUUAUUUGAAUCAUUAUAAAAAUAUUAUAUAUUACUUUUUCACUUUAUAUAUAUUACAAAUUUUAACUUAGGAUAUGUAUAUCAUUUGUUCAAAAAGUACUACCUAAAAUAUUUUGUAUGAACAACUUGAACAGGAAGACAAUUUUCUACUCGCACCAAGUCUAACAACUUCAUCUCCGUUAGCAUUUAUUUGGCGAUUUUCGUGUCUUCUCUGGAAACAAAUAAAAAUCAUAUAGAUUUCUUUAACUUAUAUUGCAUUAAUUUAUAUUAUAUAUACUUGUAUAAAAGACAAACGCUUACUUUAAGCUCAGAUGCCAGGUAAAAAAAUAUAGAAUCUAUAUUGGUAUUUUCUUUGGCUGACGUUUCUACUACUUGCAACACUUCAGGAAAAUACUGACAAAGAGUUUCCGCUUCUCCUUUUUCAACUUCUCGCAGACUUUCUAAAUCACAUUUAUUGCCUAUAAAUUUUUUUGUUCGUUAAUGUAUAUAAUAGUCAAAGUGUAAUUCGAACAAAAUGUACGAACAGGACUAAAUCUCACCAACUAAAAUUAAUAACACAUGUGAUGAAGUAUACCUUCGUACUUCUUCGACCCAAUGUUGUAAGCUUAAGAACGUGGAUCUUUUUGUAAUAUCAUAAACUGAAAGUUUGUAAGUAUUACAAAGGACUACGAAGAGAAAAUAAACGUGAUAUUUCUUACAUACCAACAACAACACCAUUAGCAGAUCUAUAG
Messenger RNA from Heterotrigona itama, 3514 nucleotides. Lineage: Eukaryota; Metazoa; Arthropoda; Insecta; Hymenoptera; Apidae. The record is from the annotation of a GenBank genome assembly.